Molecule: messenger RNA, 243 nt
Organism: Macrosiphum euphorbiae (potato aphid)
Lineage: Eukaryota; Metazoa; Arthropoda; Insecta; Hemiptera; Aphididae
Source: the annotation of a GenBank genome assembly
AUGACGACGACGACGUUCCGACCGGAGCCGUUGAAAAAUCCACUCUCAGACCACUCUCGGUCUAUCGAGUUCGACGAUUUAAUAUCGCUGCAACGGGUGGGCCACGACGUCAGUGCCUACCUGUACGGCACGACUGGCCGGACUCUGGGCGGCGGCGGCGGAGAGAGGACGUACAAAAGACACGGUCCUUCGGAACGCUAUCGGAACAACACAGCUCAACUCGCUCGCAGGUCGCCGUCGUAA